Molecule: messenger RNA, 2717 nt
Organism: Lytechinus variegatus (green sea urchin)
Lineage: Eukaryota; Metazoa; Echinodermata; Echinoidea; Temnopleuroida; Toxopneustidae
Product: proteasome subunit alpha type-5-like
Exons: 9
Coding region: 139-864 (241 amino acids)
Biological process (GO): proteasome-mediated ubiquitin-dependent protein catabolic process
Cellular component (GO): proteasome core complex; nucleus; proteasome core complex, alpha-subunit complex
Source: RefSeq, a predicted model, not a curated record
GUAAAAUAAAUAUCCCACAAUGCAACGGCUACACAACAUACUUCCGCCGAAGACUGCUCAGCAAAAAAAGAGGUUUCUAAGCCUGCUCAUUUCAAGUUAAACGACGGGAUUUAGUGUUGUCAACAUUCUCAUUUCACUAUGUUCCAGACCAGAUCAGAAUAUGACAGGGGAGUCAACACGUUCUCUCCUGAGGGACGUCUUUUUCAAGUGGAAUAUGCAAUAGAAGCUAUUAAGCUUGGAUCUACAGCUAUUGGAAUCAGGACCAGUGAGGGCAUUGUGUUAGCUGUUGAGAGAGGAGUGACAUCACCUCUGAUGGAAGCCACAAGUAUCGAGAAGAUCGUGGAGAUUGACAGCCACAUUGGUUGUGCCAUGAGCGGUCUUAUAGCAGAUUCUCGGACUAUGAUUGACAGGGCAAGAGUUGAAGCACAGAGUCACUGGUUUACGUACAAUGAGAAGAUGUCUGUAGAGAGUGUAACUCAAGCUGUAUCUAACCUUGCUCUACAGUUUGGUGAUGAUGAGGCAGGAGUAGGGGCAAUGAGUCGACCUUUUGGAGUAGCCUUAUUGUUUGCGGGUAUCGAUCAGAAAGGACCUGUUUUAUAUCACAUGGAUCCUUCUGGUACAUUCCUUCAGUUUGAUGCCAAAGCUAUUGGAUCAGGGUCAGAAGGUGCUCAAUCACAAUUACAAGAACUCUAUCACAAGUCAAUGACAUUGAAAGAGGCAUGCAAGGAAUCACUGGUUGUACUCAAACAGGUCAUGGAGGAAAAACUUAGCUCAACAAAUGUAGAGGUAGCAACCAUCACACCACAGAAGAAUUUCCAGAUGUUCUCAAAAGAAGACAUUGAGGCAAUCAUAGCAGAGAUGUAGAAAACAACAGUUAAUAUCUGUAUUCCUUUGUUACUUGUUGUAUUUUGCAUCCCACAACUCCAACAGAUUACUAAAACAAAGUCACCAGUUCCUCUGCAGAUGGAAAUUUGUUCAACCAGUUACUGAAUGAAUUUACGUUUUCUUGAACUGCUUUGUUCUAACAUUUAUGCCAUUGGACACAACUAGGAAGUGUUUCUUGUUCCUGUGAAGUUUACACAGUUUUUUCUUUAUUUCAUGAUGAAUCACACGCUGGAAAGAUUUAUAUUUAUAUCGAUUUCAUACAAAUAUGGAUGAAUAUACAUGUAGUUGUUAUUGAUCAGUGCCGACCGCACAGUGACGUCGUUAGCCUGACAGAGCGCUAACAGUAAGCCCAGUCACAUCUUUCAGAUUGUGAAGUCAAAACAUUCAUUUCAAUGUGUCAGUAAUGAAUUGUUGUAACAUUGGGCAUCGCUGCCACAUUACCAGUUGUAACACAAUGCGCUAAAAUAUUUCUGUGCAGUCAGUACAGGUUUUCAGUAGACUAUCCAACAUGGUAUCUUUGAAGUAGCAUUAUUGAUUUUAACCCCUUCAAAAUGACUAUUGUAAUGGUUUCCCCUAGUGGUUCCAUUCGCUCCGAUAAAAAAUUUUGCACAUUAAACCAAACAUAAAAUUCAACCUCCAUAACUAAAUAACCCCCAAUCAUUAUCUUGGAAUUAUUCUGAACCAAAAUCUCUGUUACUAUCCUAUCUCUAACCCUAUGCUCUCUGGGAUAUCUAGACCUGAGCAAACUUUGCAGGAUCAAUGUCAAGUCACCCCCCUACCAACAGUCAGGUUGUUAUGGUACAUAAUGAAUAAGAAUUCAACAAUGGCACUACCACAAAAUGGCAUAAUUUCAACCUAUUGGUAAAUGUGUUUAUUGUAAAAUGAAUAGUACAUUGACACACAUUCUGGGUAUGUGAAAAGAUAUUGAUUUGUCUUUGAAUUUAUACCAAAUAUUAAGAGUAGGCUUUAGAUUUAGCAAGGUGGCACAUGACGCAGGAUAUUCUCUACACCAAUGCUGUGCUCUCCUAUGCGCCGUAGGACUUGUUCCCCUGAAACUGAAAAUUUUGUGUCCAUCUUUCUAAAAACCUUAGAAUACUGUUAAUAUUGUGGAAGCACCGUGGUGUAGCGGUUCUGACUCUCGCCUUGUAAUCAGAGGGUCGUGUGUUCGAAUCUCACCAUGGCCUAUCGUCCUUUGGCAAGGCGUCAAUCCACACUUUGCCACUCUCACCCAGGUGCUAAUUGGGUACCAGUAGAAAACAACAGUCAUUGUGGUUGAAUUAGUAAGUGUGCGCAUAACAGACUGCUUGAAAUGCUAUUAAUCCAUUGACCAGGUAAUAAUAAUUGUGAAAUACUUUAAGCAGUCGUAGAUUGAUAAAGUGCUAUAUUAAUGCCAAUUAUUAUUAUCACUAUACUUAAUCAAUUUGACUCCGGAUGCAACAUGUUCACCUUUGAAAUUGGAAUCUAAAAUGGCACAAGUCACAUAUUUGCAAUAAGUCCUUUCCUUUACAAAUAUCAUAUUUCUAUUAUCAAAUAUUCAAAUAUAUUUCAUAAGAACUAUUGGAUCUGAUUUUCUAAUGAAAUGUUGACUAAGUAUAGGAACCCUUGUCGGUGUAUUGCAUCGUUUUACAAUAACUUCAAAGUUUUUAAAACUGUAGAGCCCAACUGCUUGGAAUGUCUAUCUCAGUCGAAGGUACUCUGUAUGGAGUUGUGGAAAAUAAUCUUUUCCUGUACAUAUUAUUUUCAUACGGCAACAUUUCUUUGUUAAACUAUGAUUGUUAGUUUGUUCAAGUACAUGUAGAAUGAUUAUGUGUAACAUUAAAAUUAUCAUUAAA